Messenger RNA from Mesitornis unicolor (brown roatelo), 2078 nucleotides. Its product is annotated as ryanodine receptor 3-like. The record is from RefSeq and is a predicted model, not a curated record. Gene Ontology annotation, molecular function: protein binding; ryanodine-sensitive calcium-release channel activity. Gene Ontology annotation, biological process: calcium ion transmembrane transport. NCBI's taxonomy places the organism in Eukaryota, Metazoa, Chordata, Aves, Mesitornithiformes, Mesitornithidae. Gene Ontology annotation, cellular component: smooth endoplasmic reticulum; sarcoplasmic reticulum membrane; Z disc. The annotation marks the transcript as partial. The transcript is spliced from 16 exons.
GCAGCUCAAGGGGGUGGUCACAGAACCCUGCUGUAUGGCCAUGCGAUACUACUUCGACAUUCGUUUAGUGAAAUGUAUUUGACAUGUUUAACAUCAUCAAGAUCUCAGACGGAUAAACUUGCAUUUGAUGUGGGACUACGAGAAAAUGCAGCAGGUGAGGCAUGCUGGUGGACAAUACACCCUGCUUCUAAACAAAGGUCAGAAGGAGAAAAGGUUCGAAUAGGUGAUGAUCUUAUCCUGGUCAGUGUGUCCUCUGAAAGAUACCUGCAUCUCUCCGUAUCAAAUGGAAGUAUUCAAGUGGACGCCUCCUUUAUGCAGACGCUAUGGAAUGUACAUCCUACAUGCUCAGGGAGCAAUAUUGCAGAAGGAUAUCUUCUUGGUGGGCAUGUAGUACGUUUUUUCCAUGGCCAUGAUGAGUGUUUGACAAUUCCAUCUACAGACCAGAAUGAUUCACAGCACAAGAAAGUACUUUAUGAAACUGGAGGAGCUGGCGUUCGAGCAAGGUCUUUGUGGAGAGUGGAACCACUUCGGAUAAGCUGGAGUGGAAGUAACAUCAGAUGGGGACAGCCUUUCCGCCUUCGACAUAUUACAACAGGAAAUUACUUGGCUCUGAAUGAAGAUGAAGGACUUGUAAUGUUAGACAGGGAAAAGUCAGACACAGCAUCUACUGCCUUUUGUUUUAGAGCAUCAAAGGAGUUGAAAGAAAAGCAGGAUUCUAGUCUUAAACGUGACAUGGAUGGAAUGGGAGUCCCAGAAAUAAAGUAUGGUGAUUCAAUCUGUUUUGUCCAACAUGUGGCAAGUGCCUUAUGGUUGACUUACAAAGCACAAGAUGCUAAAUCAGCACGUUUAGGUCCCUUGAAAAGAAAGGUUAUAUUACACCAAGAAGGACACAUGGAUGAUGGUCUAACCUUACAAAGAUGUCAGCUCGAGGAAUCCCAGGCUGCUCGAAUCAUUCGCAAUACUACAAGCUUAUUCAGCCAUUUUAUAAGUGGAAACAACAGAACACUGUCACCCGCUGCCCUGCCUAUUGAGGAGAUGGCUCAGACUCUGCAAGAUCUGAUUACUUACUUCCAGCUUCCCGAAGAAGACCUGGAACAUGAAGAUAAGCAAAGCAAGCUUCGGUCACUCAAAAACAGACAGAAUCUAUUCAAAGAAGAGGGAAUGCUGGCGCUAGUUUUGAAUUGCAUUGAUCGCUUAAAUGACUACAACAGUGCAGCUCAUUUUGCAGGAAUUGCAAGAGAAGAACAAGGUACAGCAUGGAAAGAAAUUUUGAAUCUCCUUUACAAAUUGUUAGCUGCUCUCAUUCGUGGCAACAGAAACAAUUGUACUCAGUUUUCCAGUAACCUUGAUUGGCUAAUAAGUAAAUUGGAGAGAUUAGAAUCUUCCUCAGGUAUUUUGGAAGUGUUGCACUGCAUCUUGAUUGAAAGCCCAGAAGCUUUAAAUGUAAUAGCUGAGGAGCACAUCAAAUCCAUCAUUUCAUUGUUGGAUAAACAUGGGCGCAAUUAUAAGGUUCUUGAUGUGCUCUGCUCUCUCUGUGUCUGUAAUGGAGUUGCAGUCCGUGCCAAUCAAAAUUUGAUCAGUGACAAUCUACUGCCUAGAAGAGACUUACUUUUGCAAACACGUUUGAUUAAUGAUGUGACCAGCAUAAGGCCAAAUAUAUUUCUGGGUGUUGCUGAGGGCUCUGCACAAUACAAGAAGUGGUACUUUGAGUUAAUAAUUGAUCAGGUUGAUCCAUUCUUGACGGCAGAACCCACCCAUUUACGAGUUGGAUGGGCCUCUACUUCAGGUUAUGCCCCCUAUCCUGGAGGUGGAGAAGGAUGGGGAGGCAAUGGUGUUGGUGAUGAUCUGUACUCUUACAGUUUUGAUGGCCUUCAUCUGUGGUCUGGUCGAGUACCCAGAGCUGUAGCAUCUGUCAAUCAGCAUUUAUUAGCAUCUGACGAUGUGGUUAGCUGCUGCUUGGAUUUAGGUGUACCCAGCAUUUCAUUCCGCAUUAAUGGGCAGCCUGUACAAGGAAUGUUUGAGAACUUCAGUACAGAAGGGUUUUUCUUCCCUGCUGUAAGCUUAUCAGCAGGUGUAAA